Cynara cardunculus var. scolymus (artichoke) is the source of this 2592-nucleotide messenger RNA. RefSeq names its product WEB family protein At5g55860-like. The coding region runs from base 533 to 2458 and encodes 641 amino acids. NCBI's taxonomy places the organism in Eukaryota, Viridiplantae, Streptophyta, Magnoliopsida, Asterales, Asteraceae. The transcript is spliced from 3 exons. The record is from RefSeq and is a predicted model, not a curated record.
CCUUUUGAUUCUUCAUCGGUAAAAUCCCUCUGUUUUCUCUUUCUCCCUCUCUUUCGUUGGGUGUUUCAAAAGAUCGUAUCAUUGUUUGUUCAUCACUUCAAGAUUCAUUUCUUCACGAUCUUUUGUUCUUGAUUUCUUGUGGGUUUGUUUGAUUUUGGAGGAAUCGAAAAGGGGUUUUAUGUAUCAAAACGACUCGAUGAUUACACAACUCUUUCUUGAUCGUAAAAGUCUCUGUACUUGUACUUAAAGACUUCUUGCCUUUCGUAUUCUAGAAUCUGUCGUGUUUCUAGGGUUAAUUACUUGAUUUUCCUAUUUUUGUUUGCUUUUUAGGGCUUUUAAUAUUCAACCCGGUUAUACCCUGGUUUUGUUCUUGAUGGGUUUCUAAAGUUUUCACAUAAAGAUUGAAGAUUAUGAACAUUUUUUUUUAUAUGUUAAUAUGGUUUCUGGUUUUUCAGUUUGCAGGGUUUUUGAGCUUUCUUGAUUAGGGUUAACAAUCCAUUUGGCUGAAGAAUUAUCGUAAUUAAUCAGCAGUAUGGUCGCGAAAGACCGUCAAAACAAAACAGACUCUCCGAAAGUGGAGGUUGGAGAGAUCGACACUAGAGCACCGUUCCAAUCCGUCAAGGAUGCUGUCAAUCUUUUCGGCGAAGGUGCCUUUUCGGGUGAAAAGCUCACCAUCAAGAAAAUAACAAAGCCUCAAUCUGCUGAGAGGGUGUUGGUGAAGGAGACGAAGCUCCACUUGGCACAAAAAGAGCUCGAUAAGUUGAAGGAACGGUUGAAGAUUGCCGAAACUACGAAAACCGGAGCACUUACGGAGCUCGAACGAGCUAAAAGAACCGUCGAGGAUCUGACAAACAAGCUCCAGGUUAUUAAUGCGGCCAAAGAGAUGGCAAUUAAGGCGACCGAAGCCGCAAAAGAUCAGGCAAAGCAACUCGAUGGUGGACAAACGAACACGAAUGGUUUUUUGACGCAGGAUUUGGAGAACACAAAGGAACAGUAUGCCGCUGUGUUUACAGAACUCGAUGCUGCAAAACAAGAGUUACGGAGAAUCCGCCAUGAUCGUGAGGCGGCCAUGGAAGAGAAAUCCGCUGCUAUCGGGUUAGUAACAGAGGCAGAAGUUACGAGUAAAGCGAGUUUGGAUCGAGCUGGUGAGAUAUCGAAGGAGAUUAUGUCUGUUCAAGAGGCUAUUGAGCAGGUAAAAAGGGCGACCGUGGAAGCUCAGAAAGAGCAAGAGAAGAUAUACGCUGAGAAAAACGUUCAAAAACUGGCGCACAAAGCCGCACUCGAAGAAUCUGCUAAGAAAUUACUUGCUUUGCGGAAAGAGAUCGAUCCUGAAAUGUCGAAAGAUCUCGAAACGCAAUUUGCUGAAACAACAUCGGAGAUCAAAAGAUUGCAGACGGAAAUGGAGAACGCGAGGGCUUCGGAUCUUGAUUCCUUGAAAAACGUCACAUCGGAGCUCGAUGGCGCUAAAGAGUCUUUGCAGAAAGUGGUGGAGGAAGAAGGGUCGUUAAAAAGCUUGUUGGAAUCGUUAAAGAUUGAGCUCGAGAAUGUGAAGAAAGAGCAUGAAGAACUGAAAGCGAAAGAAGCGGAAACUGAAACGGUCGCCGGAGAUCUGAACGUUAAGUUGCAGAAAAGCAAGGUGGAGCUCGAAGCAGCUUGUUUGGAAGAAGCUAAAGUCAGUGGUGCUUCCGAAGAAAUGAUGGCGACUCUCCGGCAAUUAACAUUGGAGAGUGAAAACGCAAAACGGGAAUCGGAAGAGAUGAAGUCGGAAGCCGAAGAGUUGAAGAAGGAAGCGGCGGCCAUGGGAGCUGCUUUAGAAGAAGCGGAAAAUAAGCUGAGGAUUGCAUUACAGGAAGCCGAUGAAGCGAAAUCGGCCGAAUCGAAAGCUCUCGAGGAGAUCAAACUGAUUUCCGAAAGAACCGAUGCCGCACGCGCUUCAACUUCCGAAUCGGGUUCGAAAAUCACGAUCUCGCGGGAGGAAUUUGAGUCGUUGAGCAGAAAAGUGGAGGAAUCGGAGAAGUUAGCAGGGAUGAAAGUGGAAGCAGCAAUGGCACAAGCGGAAGCGGUGAAGGCGAGCGAGAAAGAGGCGGUGAAGAAGCUGGAAGCGACGCAGAAAGAGAUUGACGAAAUGAAAGCGGCAACCGAGGCGGCAUUGAAGCGGGCGGAGAUGGCGGAUGCAGCCAGGAAGGCGGUGGAGGGAGAGCUUCGAAGGUGGCGGGAGAGGGAGCAGAAGAAGGCGGAAGAAGCAGCAUCGUUGAUCCUUCAGGAAACGCAGAUGCAGACGCCAUUGUCGUUACCAUCAACUCCGAUCCACAAGCAGCAGAUUCCGGCACAGAAACCGAAACCGAAGACAAAAAAAGUGCUCGUUAGCAACCUGAGCGGCAUGUUUCAGCGGAAGAAAUCUCAGGUUGACGGCGGUGGAUCGUCGCCGUCUUAUUUGCCCGGCGAGAAGCCGAUGUAAUUACUGAUAUUUGGUGUGGAGUGCAAGAGUGGUUGGUGUGUAUAUGUUGAACCAAACUUGAGAAGGAAAGCAAGAUCUAGUUUUUGUCAAAGACCCAAAUACGUAUCGUUGACUCGGGUUUUUUUUGGUAUACA